AUGAACGCAAAGGUUCCGAUCCCCCGCUCAGUCUUUCCCAGUAACUAUACUACCAGUCGCCGCGUCAGUAGAGCCUGUGAGAAUUGUCGCGAUCAAAAGGCCAAAUGCAGCGGACAUCGCCCCUCCUGUCAGCGCUGUCUGGUUAGUGAUGCCCGAUGUUUCUACGGCGAUCGGAAACGAGAAAAGACGGACAGAGAGCUAAAGGAUCUAUCCGCACAAGUGCAAACCCAUAAAAACUUACUACGAGAUCUGUACCCACGCCUGGACUCGACUUCCGCGCAGCACAUCGAUCAGGCCUUCGGUGGUCUAUUAGUCAGAUCCCCCGAAUCUUUUGCCACUCCAUCCGAUGUUGGGAGAACAGGAAUCCCACAGGUCACCAGGGACUACACCGACGAGGAUUUUAACCGCGAUGAAGCAUCGCAGGCCAUGGGGUUCGUUGGAGAGCACUCAGAAGUGACAUGGUUGUACAGACUCAAGCGUGAUCUAGAUAAGGGCGCUUUCACCCCUGUCGGAGACAUGCCUGAUCAACCAUCGGUCUCAUCUCUCAAUUACUUUCUAGAUGACUUGGACAUCCCUGUCCCUGACGAUAUUGACGUUUCAGUACGACCACCCCAGCAGAUUGCUGAUAGGCUCGUCGAAAGUUAUCUCCAGACCAUUCAUCCCGAUUUCCCCAUCAUCGGCAAGGAAACUUUCCUCAACCAAUACCAGUCCUUCUAUUCGAAUCCUAACGUGCGGCCCGGCAAGCGAUGGACAGCCGUGCUAAACCUCGUGUUUGCCAUCGCAGCAAAACACUGCCAUCUGCUUCAAAACCAAUGCCAGGGGAACUAUACUGACCACUUGGCCUACUUUGCUCGGGCAUGGCGGUUAAAUAUUGGCAGCGUCGGGUUGUUAGACCAUCCAAACCUACAACAAGUGCAGGUAGAGGGUCUAGCUGCAUUUUACCUCUUGUCGACGGGGCAGGUUAACAGAUCCUGGCAGAUCCUUGGGAUAGCGAUUCGCUCAGCGGUGGCAAUGGGACUCAAUCUCCGUAGUGAGACGGACAGUGUCGCCCAUCUAUCAAGGGAAACUCGAUACCGCGUGUGGUGGGCAUUGUUUGCGUUGGAUACUGUGCUAUACGUGAUGACGGGGCGACCCCCCAGCACCGGCGGCAUCUUUUGCACUACGCCACUCCCCGUUCCAUAUCGUGAAGAGGACUUCUGGAAUGAAGGAGUAACUCAGCUUAUCACCAACCACGAAGCCCGGAGCAAUUUGUUAGCAUCUCUCCUCACCUCCAGCAAACCCACCACCCAUGGGUCUAGCGUGGCCUCUUCAAUAACCCUGUCGUCAAGCACGGGCACCGAGCAAACGCCCCAGUCGAUAAAGGAAACCCCAUCACCGAAUAUAUCCCUUUAUUUCCUUUAUGUGGUGGAUUUGGCGAUGUUAACGCGGGAGGCAAUUGAAACCUUGUACGCACCCGGGGCGGGAAUACGGCGAUCGUGGUUGGAGAUGGAAAUGGCAAUCUCUAAUUUCAACACUACUGCUGACAAUUGGCUCUCACGUCUGCCAGCGGAGUUUCGAUUCGGCGAGUUCGACAGUACCCGUCCUUACAUCCGCCACCGCAUCAGUCUAGCUUUCCGCUUCUAUACCACUAAGCUCGUUAUCUCGCAGCCGUGUCUCCGCCGUCUCGCCCAUCAAGUCUCCGGCACACCUUCCCACAGCUCCGAGUGCGAUGUAAUAGCAACAAUAUGCGUGGAAGCUGCGCAGCAGAUGUUAGAUAUCCUGCCUGAGGAACCCGACAUUAAUUGGCUAUACGAGAUGUUGCCCUGGUGGUGUUUUCUCCACUACAUCAUGCAAUCCACAACAGUUAUACUGGUUGAUCUCUUCACCAGGACUCUGCCCGGGACAACCGAGGCUACCGGACUCACGGAGAAAGUCCAGAAGGCUGUCCGCUGGCUCUACGCCAUGUCGGACAGAGACCCUUCUGCACAUCGAGCCUGGCUUGCCCUGGGAGCCACUCCCGCCUUUCCGCUCCCCGUGGAAUCGGAUUCCGAACCAACGUAUUGGGUUCUAUUAUCAAAACUAAACUAUGCCAUCAUGCUCCAUUUUACUUUCGACGCCCUGCCUUGGUUUUGA
This is a messenger RNA of Penicillium waksmanii, 2112 nucleotides long. RefSeq lists its product as uncharacterized. Gene Ontology annotation, molecular function: DNA-binding transcription factor activity, RNA polymerase II-specific; DNA binding; zinc ion binding. Gene Ontology annotation, biological process: DNA-templated transcription; regulation of DNA-templated transcription. The transcript has 5 exons. The record is from RefSeq and is a predicted model, not a curated record. Bases 1 to 2112 code for a protein of 703 amino acids. Lineage: Eukaryota; Fungi; Ascomycota; Eurotiomycetes; Eurotiales; Aspergillaceae.